Molecule: messenger RNA, 1536 nt
Organism: Caenorhabditis bovis
Lineage: Eukaryota; Metazoa; Nematoda; Chromadorea; Rhabditida; Rhabditidae
Source: the annotation of a GenBank genome assembly
AUGCAUCGAUUGGUGGUGUUGCUUGCCAUAUUCCUGAACGUGUGCUACUGCGCAAAAAUUCUCAUCUAUUGCCCAUCAAUCAGCCAGAGUCAUGUAUUAUUAUGCGGCAAAUAUGCUGACGUGCUGCACAAUGACGGACACGAUACGGUCCUAUUCAUACCUUCCUAUAUUCCAUCGCUCGAUACAUUCGAUGGCGCAAAACAAGCGAAAGUCUGGAGACUCAAAAAUAUUAGCAAUUUCUUUGAGACACUUGGAGAAACAUGGCAAGAUUGGUUAGAAAAUACCAAUGAUGUUGGAUUCUUCGGUCGGAUGAAUAUGGAGUAUAUAUGGUGGAUACCAAUGUGCAAAACAAUGGUCGACAUGCUGCCAAGAAUGAAGCACAUCACGGACUAUAAUUUCGAUCUGGCCAUCAUCAAGGAUGUGGAUUACUGCGAUAUCGCAAUAGUUAGGUCCCUUGGCAUCCGCAAAUACGCUCUAUUGUCGUCCGAGCCCCUAAUGGAUAAGAUUGUUUGGGAUUUGGGCAUUCACAACCCUCCGUCAUAUGUGCCGUCUAUUGAAGAGAACGCGCUGGAUGAUAGAAUGAGCUUCUGGCAACGACUUACUAAUUCGUACAAGCGAUUCCAAUCAAUUGUGUUGCAUUAUAUAGUUAAUAAAUGGAUCGUUGAGAUAUUUCGCGAAAAAGUUGAUCCAAAUUUUCCUUCAACGAUUGACCUAAUGAGAAAUUGUUCAAUAGUAUUGGUGAAUACUAAUGAAAUGUUUGAUCUACCAAGACCAAUUUCACCAAAAGUCGUGUACAUUGGAUCGCUAGGACACGGAAAUGGGAGUGUUGACUCAAAAAUUGAUGAGAUUUUCAACAAAGGAGCCCUUGGAUCGGUGUAUAUUUCGUUCGGAACUGUCGCUCCGUUUGAUUACUUACCCAUUAGAAUAAAGAGAUCAAUUCUAACUGCAGUUCAAGGACUUCCCGACUAUCAUUUCAUUAUCAAAAUUCCAACGACUGACACCACGACGGCCCAACUGUUCCAAAAUGUGACCAACGUCGACUUGCUUCACUGGGUACCGCAAAACGACGUUUUGAAGCACCCCAAUUUACGAUUAUUUGUUACACAUGGCGGGAUGAACAGCGUGCUCGAAGGUGCGACGGGCGGAGUGCCGAUGCUCGUAAUGCCGGUGUUUACCGAUCAGUUUCGAAACGGCAAAAACGUUGAGAGGCGUGGUAACGGCUUGAUGAUUCGACGCGAGGAUAUUGAAGAGACGACAUUCCUUAGCAAGAUGAAGCUUCUAUUGGACAAGGAGCAAUACGUCAAAGUAGCAAAGCGUAUUGCAAAAAUGAUCACCACGAGACCAUUCAUUGGCGAGGAGCGCGUCACGAAAUGGAUUAAUUUCACCAUUCGCUACGAUUUGCAUGAAAUCUACGACUUGACCGCCAACACCAUGUUCAACAUUCAAUAUUUUCUUGUUGAUAUCAUUCUUUUCUUUUGCAUUUUCAUUCUUGGAACUCAUAUUUUGAUUAAAAUUAUUGCGCAAGGCUAUAAUUGA